This is a messenger RNA of Medicago truncatula (barrel medic), 2055 nucleotides long. RefSeq names its product mediator of RNA polymerase II transcription subunit 15a. Lineage: Eukaryota; Viridiplantae; Streptophyta; Magnoliopsida; Fabales; Fabaceae. Bases 199 to 1806 code for a protein of 535 amino acids. Gene Ontology annotation, biological process: regulation of DNA-templated transcription. Gene Ontology annotation, molecular function: chromatin DNA binding; transcription coactivator activity. The transcript has 11 exons. The record is from RefSeq and is a predicted model, not a curated record.
UUACGGAAAUAAAUUGAAGUAGUAGUACUAGUAUUUUCCAAUAAUAGUUUUAUUAAAAUGAUAUAUCCAAUGCAUGUAAAAGUUUAACACACAUUCAUUCAUACACGCAACCGAAGCGUGAACCACUGCUCACGCCACCACCGGAGUAUUCAUCUCCCCCGUCUACCACCACCACCACCACCAGUUAAUUUAUAUUCAAUGGUUACCAAUAAUUGGAGACCUAAUCAAGGUGCUGAACCGAAUAUGGAUACUAGUGAUUGGAGAGGUCAAUUGCAGCCUGAAUCACGCCAAAGAAUUGUCAACAAAAUUAUGGACACAUUAAAAAGGCAUCUUCCUGUUUCUGGUCAAGAAGGAUUGCAUGAACUUUGGAAGAUUGCCCAAAGGUUUGAAGAGAAGAUUUAUACUGCUGCAACAAGCCAGUCUGAUUAUCUACGGAAAAUAUCUUUGAAGAUGCUUACGAUGGAGACUAAAUCCCAGGGCACUAUUGCCAACAAUAUACCGCCGAAUCAAGUUGGCCCUAGCAAUCAACCUCCUUAUCCAGAUUCUCUGGAUUCAGUAGCACAGACCGGACAACCAAAUGGUGGUGAUUGGCAAGAAGAAAUAUAUCAAAAUAUCAAAGCUAUGAAAGAGAGCUACUUGCCAAAGCUUAGUGAGAUGAUUCAGAAAAUUGCAACGAAACUUCAGCAGCAUGAUUCUCUUCCCCAGCAGCCAAAGUCGGAUGAGCUUGAAAUGCUUAAAGAAUUUAAAAUGGUGUUGGAACGUCUGAUAACAUUCCUCCAGGUUUCCAAGAGCAACAUCUCACCUUGUUUAAAGGAGAAACUGGGUUCAUGUGAGAAGCAGAUUAUAAAUUGCAUAAAUACAUAUAGACCUAACAAAAUGUCUUCUCUGGAUUCAACUGCAAAGACUGGAAAGCCAAGUGGGGGUGAUUGGCAAGAAGAAGUAUAUCAAAAGAUCAAAGUUAUGAAAGAGAGCUACUUGCCGGAGCUCAAUGAGAUGUAUCAGAAAAUAGCAACGAAACUUCAGCAGCAUGAUUCUCUUCCCCACCAGCCAAAGUCGGAUCAGCUUGAAAAGCUUAAGGUAUUUAAACUGAUGUUGGAGCGUCUUAUAACAUUCCUCCAGGUUUCCAAGAGCAACAUCUCACCUAGUUUGAAAGAGAAACUGGGUUCAUAUGAGAAGCAGAUUAUAAAUUUCAUAAAUACAAAUAGACCUAGGGAAAUGUCAUCACUGCAGCCAGGGCAGCUUCCCCCACCUCACACGCACUCCAUGUCACAAACGCAGCCCCAAGUUACUCAAAGGCAACAACUUCACCAAAUGAAUGAUGUAAAUGACAUGAAGAUGAGGCAAGUAAUUGGUGUUAAGCCAGGGGUUUUUGAGCAACAUAUUGGUAAUGCAUUAGCGCCCUCGUCAGGAAAGUCAACUGUUACUGAGGAGCUUAUGGACCGCCUAGUUAAAGCGGUGAGUUCAUUGACCCCUGCGGCUUUAAGUGCAGCUGUCAGCGAUACUAGUUCAGUUAUCAGCAUGAUUGAUAGGAUAGCAGCGUCGGCUCCAGGCAAUGGAUCCAUAGUUUCCGUUGGUGAAGAUUUGGUUGCCAUGACUAAUUGUCACCUUCAGGAUAGAAAUUUCCUACCCCAAGAUGGUGUGAAUGGAUCCAGGAAGAUGAAACGUUGCAUCAAUGCUACACCCUUUGAUGUUGUAUCAUCCGCUGGUUGUGUGAAUGAUAGUAUCAAGCAGUUAAAUGCUAUAGAGGCUUCUGAUUUGGAGCCAAUUGCAACAUCCAUUAUCAAAAGGCCAAAGAUUGAGUUUUGAACUAAGCUUGUGGAGGUCUUAUACUAAGAUGAUGUAGGACAUUCAUUACACUACUAAGCUGGGAACUUAGCUUGCAAUUCAAUUGGUUAUGGACAGUUGUCUUAUUACUCAUUUGUGAUAUGCUCUUGUUGACUUAAUUCACCGGAUUCACACCGUCAUUAGAGAAAUGAUAUUUAUACAACCAUCUUUUUGACAACUUUUGUAACAAUUUUCUCUCUCAUAUUUACAUUAUGUUUUUACUUUCUCUCU